Molecule: messenger RNA, 667 nt
Organism: Capsella rubella
Lineage: Eukaryota; Viridiplantae; Streptophyta; Magnoliopsida; Brassicales; Brassicaceae
Product: histone H2B.6
Exons: 1
Coding region: 79-531 (150 amino acids)
Biological process (GO): nucleosome assembly
Cellular component (GO): nucleosome
Molecular function (GO): structural constituent of chromatin; DNA binding; protein heterodimerization activity
Source: RefSeq, a predicted model, not a curated record
AGGAAGAUACCAAAACCACAUAGAUCUGUGCUUCUUCUUCUUCCUUCACCCAGAAAAAAAAAAAACAAAGUCAAAACAAUGGCGCCGAGAGCAGAGAAGAAGCCAGCGGAGAAGAAACCAGCCGCCGAGAAGCCAGUGGAAGACAAAUCAAAAGCCGAGAAAGCUCCGGCGGAGAAGAAACCAAAAGCCGGCAAGAAACUUCCGAAAGAAGCCGGAGCAGGCGGCGACAAGAAGAAGAAGAUGAAGAAGAAGAGCGUCGAGACAUACAAGAUCUACAUCUUCAAGGUUCUGAAACAAGUCCAUCCCGAUAUCGGAAUCUCAAGCAAAGCCAUGGGGAUCAUGAACAGCUUCAUCAACGACAUCUUCGAGAAGCUCGCCUCUGAAUCAUCCAAGCUCGCUAGGUACAACAAGAAGCCUACGAUUACUUCUCGGGAAAUUCAAACUGCUGUGAGACUUGUUCUCCCCGGUGAGCUCGCUAAACACGCUGUUUCUGAAGGAACCAAGGCUGUUACCAAAUUCACCAGUUCUUGAAUUUGGGAAUUAGGGUUUGUUCAAAUCUUGUUUACGAAUUUAGGGUUUCCGUUUCGUUUCUUUCGAAUUAUCGUUUCCCCAGUUGUAAAGUAAAUGUUAUGAAAUCUCUUAUGGAAUCAAGAUUUGCUUUUUCUUA